Molecule: messenger RNA, 1473 nt
Organism: Ciona intestinalis (vase tunicate)
Lineage: Eukaryota; Metazoa; Chordata; Ascidiacea; Phlebobranchia; Cionidae
Source: RefSeq, a predicted model, not a curated record
AUGACACAACCUGCUGUUAGUAAACCUUCAUCUUAUGUUUAUUUCCCAGCACACCAAGGCAAAGUCGCUUCAGGAGUUUGCGUGACAUCUUCACACAGAUCACUUGGAUCAAGUACUUUUAUUAUACAUCUUAUACAUACAUUUUCCCAGAAGCGAAAAUCCAACCUUAAAUUGAAGUGUUAUUUUCACAACGGCUGGAAAAAUCCGCGCUUACUAAUUCAACCAAUUAAAUCAGAGGAAUUAUGCGAUUCUCCUCAUGUAGUUCGUUUCUAUGACGUGCUGUCGGAUCGGGACAGCGAGGAGAUUAUAAGAUUGGCUGCACCUCUUAUGUUUCGAUCUGGUGUCACUGGAGAUGACGGGGCAAUUAAUGAUAACCCAAUGGAAAGAGUUGGUAAAAACGCCUGGCUUGACAACUCUCCUGUAGUAAAUAACUUUAUGACAAGAGUUGCCGACAUUACUGGUCUCAAUGUUGGAGCGGAAAUUUAUCUUCAGGUUGCAAACUAUGGAAUUGGUGGUCAUUUUGAUCCUCAUAUUGAUGAAACUGGUGGGUAUGAAAACAUCAUGGAACGGCGCAUCGCGACGUUUUUGACCUACUUUAGUGAUGUUGAGUACGGUGGGAACACACCUUUUGUUUACCAAGAAGUAGUUGCCGAACCGAUCAAAGGGAGUGCGAUUUUCUGGUACGAUGUUUUUAACGACGGAAGCGCCGACGAAAGAACAGAACACGCUGCGUGUCCAGUUGUAUUAGGGAACAAAUGGGCUGGAAACUUGUGGCUCACCUUUGGAGAUCAAACCUUUACAAAACAAUGCCCUCUAAAUAAUAAGACGCCCCGCGAAUACCGGAUAUUCUAGUUACGCUGCUUUUUAUGCCAAUGUAUGUCUGAAUGAUAAAUAUAGGCGAAUCCAUUUUUUCGCGGAUUUUGUUGACUGUUUAUUGAGGCGUGAACAAAAAUCACGUUAUUUUUUGGGCCUUUUUAUUGAAGCGUGAACCAAAAUUACCAAUUCUCUCGCAUAAUGACGUCAUUGUCAAUCUUUUUUUAUGUAUCUCUGCUAAAAGUAACACUUCUUAAAGAAGUCCGUCUCUCACGAACCGAUUCAGUUCAGUAACCGUAGACGCAUCGGUUAUGUGUUGGCCGUUUACUUUGCGGAACAGUUCAGUUUAAUGAGAAGCGGCACAAAAAAAAUAACGGUUAAGAAUUAAAGAGGCAUACCUACGAAAAAUCAAUGUUUUUUUUUCUAAAACAGAAAUGCUAUAUUUAUGAUGUAAUGAUACCAAAAAAGUUUUAAAAACGAAACAAUUUUAGACUCCCGUGUUGGUAUAUAGUUCACGAGUUGGUUGCAGGUGAGCUGCAGUUGACAUCGUUUGCGCUCGCGGGUGUCUAAUACCCCUUAGCGCGUCAGUACUCGCAGCAAGGACAAAGUUAUAUACACGCAUAAUGACACAAGCUUGUUAUCUGCUGAAGGAGGUUUUUU